Branchiostoma floridae (Florida lancelet) is the source of this 1161-nucleotide messenger RNA. RefSeq names its product neuronal pentraxin receptor-like. Lineage: Eukaryota; Metazoa; Chordata; Leptocardii; Amphioxiformes; Branchiostomatidae. The record is from RefSeq and is a predicted model, not a curated record. Bases 486 to 1070 code for a protein of 194 amino acids. The transcript is spliced from 4 exons.
CUUUUGCUACCCUUUCUGUAUCGUUUUGCGGGGAAGGAGACAUGAGGGGGAGGAGACAGGAAGGGGAGGAGUCAGGCAGUCUGGCUAUAAAAGGCGCGCAGAUCUACGGUUUACGAUAGACCGCGGAGGGAACCCAGCUCAGAGACGUCCCUGCACCGAAGUCUCGUCAACCGCCGCCAGAGCUGCGCACGACUCAGUCGGGAGGACCGACACUCGUCCGAGAAGCGCCCGUCGCACCGUCACCAGCACUGUCUGUACCCGACCCUCGUCAGGAAAGUCAAGCAACUGACAACUGUGAGCUACAUGAUGGGCCCACGAGUGGCGGUACCCGUGGGGCUGCUGGUCCUACUCGCUCUCGCUGCUGGCGGGACGGCUCAAGGUUAUUUGCAAAAGAUAACCUUUCCGGCUCCACGAAGCGUCAGUAACUACGCCAGGCUGGGGACACAUUGGCUCAGGACUUAAGAAGUUUUACUUUAUGUCUGCACAUGCGCACCGACAUGAGCUCCACCGGUCAAGCAGAUGUGGUCAGCUAUGCUGUGCAGGAAAAUUACAAUGAGCUACUCAUCUUCACUGCCGGAGGGAGCGGAUUCACAUUGACAGCACAAGGCAAAAUAGCUGCUCUUGGUGCCUUGCCUGUUUGGGAUGGUAAGUGGCAUGCAGUAUGUGCCACCUGGCGCAGCACCGAUGGAGCCUGGCAGGUCUACACUGACGGCGUUCUUCAGGCUUCCGGCUCGGGGCUGAACGUAGGAGGAAAAGUGCGCAGUGGUGGGACAUGGAUCCUUGCACAGGAUCAAGACACAGUUGGGGGAGGGUUCGAGCUGUAUCAAACGUUCAGUGGAGAACUGUCACAGGUGAACCUCUGGGACCGCGUGCUGACUGCAGCUGAGAUAGGGACAGACGUCUGUGGUCAACAUGGCAACGCGAUGGACUGGGAAACCACUGACAUAGAGGACUUUGGACUGGCCACUAGUGAUGAAUAUCACUGCGGUAAGUACCGAACUCAACUUAUUACCUUUGCCAAGACGUUCAUGUUUUUAGUUGCCGUGAUGCAGUGGCUAUGCUGUGGGUAGUUAUGUCUGUCAACAGCACUACAAUGGUACUUUAAUAAACGCUAAGACUUAUAUGAUGUGCAAAUAUACUCGCUCACUCACUCACUCACUC